Molecule: messenger RNA, 1008 nt
Organism: Trichechus manatus latirostris (Florida manatee)
Lineage: Eukaryota; Metazoa; Chordata; Mammalia; Sirenia; Trichechidae
Product: melanoma-associated antigen B2-like
Biological process (GO): negative regulation of transcription by RNA polymerase II
Cellular component (GO): nucleus
Source: RefSeq, a predicted model, not a curated record
AUGCCUUGUGGUCAGAAGAGUAAGCUCUGUGCCCCUGAGAAACGUCGUCAGGCCCAAGGCGAUGUCUACGGUCUUGAGUGUGCUCAGGCCACUGCAGCAGAGGAGGAUGGGUUUCCGUCUUCUUCCUCUCCUCCUUUUGGGGGUUCUUCCCGGAGCUCCCCUGCUGCUCACAUUCCCCAGGGGCCUCAGAGAGCCCCAUCCACCACCACUGCUGCUGCAGGUGCUUCAUGCACAAGAGCUGCUGGAGAGGCCAAGAGCCAAGAUGAGGGAGGUCCAAGUUCCUCUGUGGCCCCAGCCUCCAGUGAGAGGUCACAGAGACACCCUCUAACCAGGAGGUUGAUCAUGUUGUUGCAGUUUCUGCUGCACAAGUAUAAAAUGAAAGAGCCUGUUACGAAGGGAGAAAUAAUGAAGAUCAUCAAUAGAAGGUACAAGGAGCACUUCCCUGUGAUCCUGAGGAGAGCCUCUGAGCACAUGGAGCUGGUAUUUGGCCUUGAGCUGAAGGAAGUUGACUCCAGGGGUCAAUCCUAUGCCCUUGUCAGUAAAUUAGAGAUCACCAAGGAAGAGAAUAUGAUUGGUUGCAGGGGGUUUCCCAAGAAACGGCUCAUGAUGCCUCUCCUGGGCAUGAUCUAUAGGAAUGGCAACUGGGCCACUGAGGAGGAAGUGUGGGAAUUCCUGAAUGUGCUGAGGAUCUACAAUGGGAAGAGGCACUUCAUCUUUGGGGAGCUCAGGAAGCUCAUCACCAAAGAUUUGGUGCAGGAAACUUACCUGGAGUACAGGCAGGUGCCUAACAGUGAUCCUCCAUGCUAUGAAUUCCUGGGGGGUCCCAGAGCCCAAGCUAAAGCUAGCAAGACAAAAGUCCUGGAGCUUUUGGCCAGGAUCAACCAUACCAACUCCGGUGCCUUCCAAGUCCCCUAUGAAGAAACUUGGAGAUUGGGGAGGAGAGAGGUACAGGCAGAGAAUGGGCAGGAGCUGGUCCUAAUGCCAGGGCUAUGUCCCCUUUCAGGGUGA